Messenger RNA from Clonostachys byssicola, 258 nucleotides. NCBI's taxonomy places the organism in Eukaryota, Fungi, Ascomycota, Sordariomycetes, Hypocreales, Bionectriaceae. The record is from the annotation of a GenBank genome assembly.
AUGGUGCUCAUAUUCCUGGCGAGCUACAGGACCGAGAUCCUGGUCCAGUCGCUCGAGGAACUCGGCAAGGGUUGGAGACUUUCCACGCGUUUUGAAAAGCUGCACCAUCUCCACGACCAACUCGUCGACGCCGCGAUGCCCGCCAGAAGCUUCGCGGAUGAGUGCAUCCAGGCGAAUCCAGAAGACGAGACCACUGUAGUACGCUUGGGCUCGGUAGUUCAUCUCGUCGACAACGCCGUGCUCAUCGAGCAAGCCUAG